Molecule: messenger RNA, 255 nt
Organism: Ochotona princeps (American pika)
Lineage: Eukaryota; Metazoa; Chordata; Mammalia; Lagomorpha; Ochotonidae
Product: small ribosomal subunit protein eS27-like
Exons: 1
Biological process (GO): translation; ribosomal small subunit assembly
Cellular component (GO): cytosolic small ribosomal subunit; ribosome
Molecular function (GO): RNA binding; structural constituent of ribosome
Source: RefSeq, a predicted model, not a curated record
GCAAAAAGGCCUCUCACUAAGGAUCUCCUGCAUCCCUCUACAGAGAAGAGGAAACACAAGAAGAAACGCCUGGUGCAGAGUCCCAAUUCCUACUUCAUGGAUGUCAAGUGCUCAGGAUGCCACAAAAUCACCACGGGUUUUAGCCAUGUACAGACGGUCGUUUUGUGUGUCAGCUGCUCCACUGACCUCUGCCAGCCCACGGGAGGCAAAGCGAGGCUUACAGAAGGAUGCUCCUCCCAAAGGAAGCAACACUAA